Cololabis saira (Pacific saury) is the source of this 2655-nucleotide messenger RNA. RefSeq lists its product as uncharacterized. Lineage: Eukaryota; Metazoa; Chordata; Actinopteri; Beloniformes; Belonidae. Bases 1 to 2655 code for a protein of 884 amino acids. The transcript is spliced from 3 exons. The record is from RefSeq and is a predicted model, not a curated record.
AUGCGGCCUCACACCAUCACCAUCACCAUCACCAUCACCGUCCCCCUGCAACAGGAUAAGCUACGUUCAGGCGUGCAGAACAACCUUCCCAACAAACCUGCCAGAAGCACCGACAAACCUCCCAAAACUAACCUCCCCAACACGCCAACAAUACUCCCAAAACUAACCUCCAGGACACAGCAACAAACCUCCCAGAAACACAGACAAACCUCCCCAACAAACCUGCCCAACACGGCAACAAACCUCCCUAACAAACCUCCCCAACACGCCAACAAACCUCCCCAACAAACCCCCCAACACGCCAACAAACCCCCCCAACACGCCAACAAACCCCCCAACACGCCAACAAACCUCCCCAACACGGCAACAAACCUCCCCAACAAACCCCCCAACACGCCAACAAACCUCCCCAACACGCCAACAAACCUCCCCAACACGCCAACAAACCUCCCCAACAAACCCCCCCAAAACGCCAACAAACCUCCCCAACACGCCAACAAACCUCCCCAACACGCCAACAAACCCCCCAACACGCCAACAAACCUCCCCAACACGCCAACAAACCUCCCCAACAAACCCCCCCAAAACGCCAACAAACCUCCCCAACACGCCAACAAACCUCCCCAACAAACCCCCCAACACGCCAACAAACCUCCCCAACAAACCCCCCCAAAACGCCAACAAACCUCCCCAACACGCCAACAAACCUCCCCAACACGCCAACAAACCCCCCAACACGCCAACAAACCUCCCCAACAAACCCCCCAACACGCCAACAAACCUCCCCAACAAACCUCCAGGACACGCCAACAAACCUCCCCAACACGCCAACAAACCUCCCCAACAAACCCCCCCAACACGCCAACAAACCUCCCCAACACGCCAACAAACCUCCCCAACAAACCCCCCCAACACGCCAACAAACCUCCCCAACAAAUCUCCCCAACACGCCAACAAACCUCCCCAACAAACCUCCCCAACAAACCUCCCCAACAAACCUCCCCAACACCCCAACAAACCUCCCCAACAAACCUCCCCAACAAACCUCCCCAACACCCCAACAAACCUCCCCAACAAACCAACAAACCUCCCCAACACCCCAACAAACCUCCCCAACAAACCUCCCCAACACCCCAACAAACCUCCCCAACAAACCAACAAACCUCCCCAACACCCCAACAAACCUCCCCAACAAACCUCCCCAACACGCCAACAAACCUCCCCAACAAACCUCCCCAACACGCCAACAAACCUCCCCAACAAAUCUCCCCAACACGCCAACAAACCUCCCCAACACGCCAACAAACCUCCCCAACAAACCUCCCCAACACGCCAACAAACCUCCCCAACAAACCUCCCAACACGCCAACAAACCCCCCCAACACGCCAACAAACCUCCCCAACACGCCAACAAACCUCCCCAACACGCCAACAAACCUCCCCAACAAACCCCCCAACACGCCAACAAACCUCCCCAACAAACCCCCCCAACACGCCAACAAACCUCCCCAACACGCCAACAAACCCCCCCAACAAACCUCCCCAACACGCCAACAAACCUCCCCAACACGCCAACAAACCUCCCCAACACGCCAACAAACCUCCCCAACAAACCCCCCCAACACGCCAACAAACCUCCCCAACAAACCUCCCCAACAAACCUCCCCAACACGCCAACAAACCUCCCCAACACGCCAACAAACCCCCCCAACAAACCUCCCCAACACGCCAACAAACCUCCCCAACACGCCAACAAACCUCCCCAACACGCCAACAAACCUCCCCAACAAACCCCCCCAACACGCCAACAAACCUCCCCAACACGCCAACAAACCUCCCCAACAAACCUCCCCAACACGCCAACAAACCUCCCCAACAAACCUCCCCAACACGCCAACAAACCUCCCCAACACGCCAACAAACCUCCCCAACACGCCAACAAACCUCCCCAACAGCCUGCCCAACACGCCAACAAACCUCCCCAACACGCCAACAAACCUCCCCAACAGCCUGCCCAACACGCCAACAAACCUCCCCAACACGCCAACAAACCUCCCUAACAAACCUCCCCAACAAACCUCCCCAACAAACCUCCCUAACAAACCUCCCCAACAAAACUCCCCAACAAACCUCCCAAAACAAACCUCCCUGAAGCACCGACAAACCCCCCCAACACGCCAACAAACUAACCUGUCCAGAAACCCCCCAGAACAAUCCAAAACCCUCCCAGAAACCCCCAGCAACUGUCCAAACCCCCUAGAACUGUCCAGAACCCUCCCAGACCCCAGAGAACAAUCCAAAACCCUCCCAGACCCCCCAGACCCCCCAGACCUGUCCAAGACCCUCCCAGAACUGUCCAAAACCCUCCCAGACCCCCCAGACUGUCCAAAACCCUCCCAGAAACCCCCUAGAACUGUCCAAAACCCUCCCAAAGCCCCCCAGAACUGUCCAAAACCCUCCCGAACCCCCCCAGACCCCCCAGUACCGUCCACAACUCUUCCAAAACCUCCCCAGACCUGUCCAAAACUCUUCCAAAACCUCUCCAGACCUGUCCGAAACUCUUCCAAAACCCCCCAGACCCCCAGAACUGUCAAAAAAGAAACAGAAAACCCUCCCAAAAACCUCCUGGACCCCCAGAACUGUCCAAACCCUUAA